Molecule: messenger RNA, 3092 nt
Organism: Eriocheir sinensis (Chinese mitten crab)
Lineage: Eukaryota; Metazoa; Arthropoda; Malacostraca; Decapoda; Varunidae
Gene: Dak1
Product: UMP-CMP kinase 2-like
Exons: 5
Coding region: 237-854 (205 amino acids)
Biological process (GO): 'de novo' pyrimidine nucleobase biosynthetic process; CDP biosynthetic process; UDP biosynthetic process
Cellular component (GO): cytoplasm; nucleus
Molecular function (GO): ATP binding; UMP kinase activity
Source: RefSeq, a predicted model, not a curated record
CUCAAUGCACUACUUCUGACAGGUAAUGGCAGGCGGCCGGCGCGCCAACGUGUCUCAUAUUUAUAACCGAAACCUUUCUAUUCACCCACUGCAGGAGGCGGUAGGCUGUUGUCUGACCCACGGGAACCUGCUCCUUCCACCCCCACCACUAGCAGGCCGAUAGCGGGUAUAUAAAGGGUGAGACAGGCGGGUAAAGGCCACCGCCACCAUUCCUUCUCGGUCCACGGCUCGGGUUUAUGUUUUUCUCCUGGUUCUCUCGGGCAGUUCACUCGUUAACUAUGGCUGCUAAGUACAAUGUGGUGUUUGUGCUGGGAGGACCUGGUGCUGGCAAGGGGACGCAGUGUGCCAAGAUUGUGGAGAAAUUUGGCUUUGUGCAUCUCUCUGCUGGUGACUUGCUGCGGGAGGAGAGGGCCAAGCCGGGGAGUGAGUUUGGUGACCUCAUUGAAGGCCACAUCAAGAAUGGCACUAUCGUCCCCGUGGAGAUCACCUGCUCGCUGCUGGAGCGCGCCAUGAAGAACUCCGGGAAAGAAGAUUUUCUCAUUGACGGCUUCCCACGGAACCAGAACAACCUUGAGGGCUGGAACAAAGAGAUGGGGGAGAAAGUGAAUCUCAAAUUUGUCUUAUUCUUCAAAUGCCCACUUGAGGUAUGCACACAGCGCUGCCUGGACCGAGGGGCUGCUGGGUCAGGCCGCACAGACGACAACAUGGAGUCCCUGAAGAAGCGCUUUGACACCUACAUGAACGCCACCAUGCCCAUCAUCGAGCACUAUGAGGGUCAGGGGCUCGUCAAGACCAUCGAUGCCACCAGAAGUGCAGACGAAAUUUUCAGUGACGUUGAAAAGCUCUUUGCCUAAUGAGUGCUGCUGGUAAGUGAUGUAAAGUCACGGGUGAAAGUGUGGUCCACCUCACUCCAAGCUCAGUGUGACGGUAGCCUCUUAGCACAUGCCGUCAGUCUCCUCCACCCUGCCGGAUCAUCCACUGGUCCUCUCUGUCUCUCUUUAUUCCCUUUUACUCUAACCUCAGUGUGACGGUGGCCCCUAUGCACACUGCCAGUCCGUCUCCACCACCCUGCUAGUUCAUGCUUUGCUCCUCUCUCUGUUUCUCUCUCCCCCUUACUCAUCAGCUCAGUGUAACAAUGGCCCCUAAGCACAUUGCCAAUCACUCUCCUCCCAUUGCCAGUUCAUCCUUUGCUCCUCUCUGUUUCUCUGUCCACCCCCCCCCAUCUUGUGACUUGCUGGUUGGUAAGGGGUUGCUGAGUCACCAUGAGUUGCAAGAGUGUGUUGGACCCACAGUUUUGUCCAUAACUGCACCGUAGGCAGCCUUCCUGAUCAAAGGGAGGAAGAGUGUUGAGCACUGAACAUCAGAGUUGACGGCAAACAUGUAGUGUAGCAAGGAUGUGUAGCUGUAGAGGUGUAGUUUGGGGGUAAUGUAGUAUAUUUUAUUUAUUUCUCAUGAUUCCUAGAAUGUUCCUCUCUGGAAAGGUCAAUUUUUUUUAUGAAGCUUCCACCAAAUUACCCAUUACAUACUCAACAGUAUUAUUAUCAUUGAAGGUUUGGUUCGGAAAAGGAAAAGGUCUUUGAGAUUAUACUUUGUUCUCACUGUUGCUUAGUGGAUAAGAGAGUAAAUUUAAAGUGAGCUUUCCUUGUGGCAUGCAAACAUAUUUCUGGCCGUCUUGUUUACCUGUGUCGAUCAAACAGGUGAUGUAGCGUACAUACAUACGGCUGCUUCCUCUUAUUUAUAUUUGCUAUACUCUCAAAGAGCUUCAUCUGCUACUGUUAUUGAUGAGUCAGGUUAUAUGUAUUCCCUUGAAGUGAGGGACCUGAUGAUGGCAAUAUAAGAGAAGGAAUCACUGUGGCUUGUGCACCUUCAGGAAUAUGGAAGAUCCUUCUCUACUCAUUACAUCUCAGAUUUUAGUGCUGGUAACUUGCUUUAUGCAAGAUUUUUUUUUUAUAAGAAUGUCUAAGAGAUUUGAUUUGGAUCAUUGUGUGGAAAUUGUCUAAAGUCAGAAAUUGAGUGGAUUUUUUGUAUUCAGAUUCUUCCCAAAACGAUUAAAUUAAAUUCUUGUUGUAUGAAGGUUACAUAUAUAUAUAUAUAUAUAUAUAUAUAUAUAUAUAUAUAUAUAUAUAUAUAUAUAUAUAUAUAUAUAUAUAUAUAUAUAUAUAUAUAUAUAUAUAUAUAUAUAUAUAUAUAUAUAUAUAUAUAUAUAUAUAUAUAUAUAUAUAUAUAUAUAUAUAUAUACGUGUUGCAUUAUGCAAUGCGACAUGGUUAGUUAUAGUCGGUGUUUCGUCCCCGCUGGGCAUCACUAAGGCUGGCACGCUGGGUUCCAAGGUUAGGUCAGUUGUUUUAGAUUUUAGCUGCAGGCCGUCAUUCCAGGCCGCCUGGCAGGGAAUAGUAAGACAUUUUAAGGUUACACAUUCAAAGCUCUCAUCACCUUUAUUGCUGACUUAAGUAAAAAAGUAUUAACUUUAUUGUCAUUAUUAAAUGGUGCUGAAGGAGAACUGUUUUGUUAGGUUUUUGUUAAUGCUUCAUUGAAAUUUUGGAAGUUUUGAACAUGCACUGAUCAGUCGCCAGAUGAAUGAAAUGAUUCAUGAACUGGUUUGAUUCGGAAUGUUGACGUUACUCUGCCUAUAUAUACUCCUGACAUUCAAAGUACUUAGUUAUCAUAAAAUAAUUCAUACUCAUGUUUACUGGCCUUUGUCUUACAAGUAAUUGAAACUUUGAAAGUAAAUUCAUUAUUAAGCAUUACCAAAACUAUUUCCAAAUCUGCACCAAUAGAUAAAAUCUGAUGUGCAACAUUUUCUUCCAAGACAGUUCCUCUGUGUGAGAGGGAGUGUCUGUGUAUAUGCAAUAAUGUGCACUUGAGACAAGAAUGAGCCUUGUAUUCAUUGCAGUUUUAUGAACGAACAAAUGAACCUUCACUAUCUGUAAGAUGAGACAGUGAGAGCUGCAUGGAGUUGUGCACUGCAAGUCAUGUAUCAAAAGUGGCAACUACGUCUUCGUUUUGAACUGUUAUACUUCAUUAAGUCUAGCUGUUGUAAACGUGUCACUGACUGUGCUUAUUUAUUUGUUGGGAAAAUAAUCACCAAGAAUGA